Molecule: messenger RNA, 3558 nt
Organism: Zalophus californianus (California sea lion)
Lineage: Eukaryota; Metazoa; Chordata; Mammalia; Carnivora; Otariidae
Gene: GPRIN3
Product: GPRIN family member 3
Exons: 4
Coding region: 883-3234 (783 amino acids)
Biological process (GO): neuron projection development
Cellular component (GO): plasma membrane
Source: RefSeq, a predicted model, not a curated record
GCAACCCCUUCCUCCGAGGAUCUGGCCGGGCGCCGCUGCCCUACGUGGACAGGUGGGCGCAUCCCGGGCCUGACGGAUGAGCGGUGGGGCACGUGAACUCCCACCUCCAAUUUGGCUCCGUGCGGGGCGGCAGCGGCGGCGGCUGCAGACCCGCGGUGGGGGCGGCCCCCGCGGUCUCCGCCCGGCUCCUGCGCGCCGCCUCUGCUCUUUGCAUAGUAAUUUCAGUUCCUGCAAGCACCCAGCUCGCUCCCGGAACGGGUCUAAAAAGGACCGCCGCUCCAGAGCCCGCCGGAGCCAUCCGUGUGGCGCCGAGAGCCGCUGCUUGGGAUAUGCGACGGGAAAACCCCGCCACAGCGCAGGCAGUGGCCCCGCCGCGCCGGGGAGAACCGGGCGACAGCAGAAUGGCGUUGAACAAAAGCGAAUAGGGACAGAGAUGCAGUUUGUUUUUCUGCACCUGGAUUACAGGGACCAUUAGGGUUGAACGUCUACCUGGCGCUGUGAGCACUAGCAAAGCCGCCUUCUCUCUUCAGCCAUUCUGAUUUGCUUCAGACGCAGGUCGAAGGGAGGAACCAGUGUUUCGGCGAGUAUCUUUGAAGUGCAUUUGAGGCAGCUGUUAGUGUGAAGGGGUCUUUGCAUAUCCACCUGAAGGCUGAAAGUUCUCUGGAGACAGAGGUAGCACCAAGGUCCCUGUAACACUUGCCUAAAAUGUCACUAAACAGAUGCGAUGACAUCCUGAAGUCCUUGUUCUAGCAAUGCGGCGGUUCUGAGAUUGAUCCCUCAGAGGAAUCAUCCCUGACUGAGUCUUCACUCUGAGCUAAGACUGGUUCUCAGAGGGAGCACUGCUCCGGAGAGAGCCCCGAGGUUUUCCUGAAGAAAAAUUCCAUGGGGACUGUACCUGACCCUUUGAGAUCAGCUAAAACUUCCUUGAUCACAGCUUCUGGAAAAGAAGAGGAUCUAGGAGAAGUGCAGCCUGCCUCACCUCGGCCUCGACCAGCGCUCCUCUGUAAGAAUACCAAUGGCCUUUCUGGCCCUCCUGAAGAGCCAGUGCUCAGCCCCAAGGCAGCUGCUGAAGCCUUGAUGCAGGCCUUCAAGCAUGAGACCACCCAGCCGGACAUGUCUUCUCCUGGUGUCAUCAAUGAGGUGGAAAAAGGGUCUCCUCCAUGCAACUCUCCUGACAAUACCCAGCUGCCAGGAAGCAGCAAGCCCACAGCACCAGCUCUGUGUUCUGCAGCAGGAAAGGAUGUUCUAGACGAAGCAUUUACAAUGCCAGCCAAUCAACACAGCCACCAGGCCAUCCCGGGUGACCAGCUCAAUGCCAGCCCCUCAGCAGGACCUGAGGAUACGCUGCUGAAAACACAGAGAACCUCAGAUGGGGAGCAACCUGAAAAGUCAAGUUGUCCUGUGGGCAGCACCCAGGGCAACAGCAAAGCUCAAGUGCCCUGCGAUUUUCCUUCUCAAGAAACAGCCCAGGGAAUGGUGCAAGCUGGAAAUACAGCAGCCAGUGUGUUCAGCCACACCUCCCCUCCUAUAGGCAGACCCAAAGGGGAAAGGCCAGGAGCCGUUCAUGACUCCCAGACGAGGGCCUGUGAAUCUCCAGCGAGAGAAGUUGGAUGUUCUGGGCACAAACAGCCCUCGGCUGCCACGUCGGAUGGCCAGGCGGUGACUUCGGUGACACCCCAACCAUCCCACCUCACUAGCCAAGGGUCCACAUUUCCUCCAGAUCUGGGGAAGGUGCCACUGCCCUCACAGCACCAGGUGUCAAGGUUCAAAGAAGCAAGUACAAUGACCAGCCACGCUGCAGGUGAGGUUCGGGAAGUUCCCAGCAGGGCUCGGCAAGAUGCUGAGGUGCAGGCCGUGGCAAGUGUCGAGAGCAGGUCCGUCUCCACCAGCCCCAGCAUCUUCACUGCAUUCUUAAAGGAAGUCCCCGUUCCUGAGCAUGUGGAAGAACAGGAGCAGCUGCGUGUUGUUUGCCGUGGCAAUGGCCGUGGGAGCCACACACUGGAGCUGUCUGACAACCUCCUAGCCCCGCAGGAGUCGGGCCAGUGCCCUGGAAUCAUGCCGGAGGUGCACAUCCAGGCAGCUGCGGCUGUGUCCACUGCUUGCAGAGGGGAGCGUAAAUUGGUGAGCUUACCGGGUGAGGUCCUUCAAAUCUCCUCCAUCACAGUGGCAUCCGGUAAGGCUCAGGAUAUGUGUAAGGAAGACGGGGGGUCAGCAGGCAUGACCCCGACGAGGGCGGAGCCCACCUCCAAACAGCUUUCAGGUGUGAAUUCUAGCUCCCGGAAAGCUAGCCCCGCUGACCAGAUUGCUAGCAGCACAGGAAGUCAAACUGAAACAGAUCACGAAUUGGGGAAAUCUGAAAUCAAGCCAUCUGAGUCUGCAGUGAAAACCACAGAUGGUCCCCGAACAAACACAGAUUGCAAACUCUCUGACUCUUGUGGCCCUGCCAGCAAAGCCGACCAGUCCGGGAGCUCGGAUCCCACUGAUAAAGGAGAUGCAAGAGGGCCUGCAUCUCCGCACAUAGUACAACAGCAAGAAUGCCGGGGCACCGAUAGCCUCGAUCCCAGGGCAAGGGUAGAGGCCAAGUGCCUGCUGCUCAAUCCUAAAUCUCAAGAAAGUGCAGGCGCUGGAUCAGCUGCCAGUCCUACGCCGUCCCCAGUUAGGAAGAACCAGGAGGGUACCUUGGAAGAAAACAGACAGACCAAGACAGCCACCAGCCUGAGCCUGCCGUCUGACGCCAUGGGCGACUCCAGUCCAGGUUCCGGCAAGAGGACCCCUUCUCGCUUGGUCAAAGCCAGCCCACGCCGGGCCAGCCGCGUCAGUGAGUUCCUCAAGGAGCAGAAGCUGAAUGUGACAGCGGCGGCCGCGCAGGUGGGACUCACCCCGGGAGAGAAGAAAAAGCAGCUCAGUGCCGACUCCAAGCUGCAGCUGAAACAGUCCAAGCGCGUCAGGGACGUCGUGUGGGACGAGCAGGGCAUGACCUGGGAGGUGUACGGUGCCUCCCUGGACCCGGAGUCCCUGGGCAUCGCAAUCCAGAACCAUCUACAAAGACAAAUCAGGGAACACGAGAAAUUAAUCAAAGCUCAAAGCAGCCAGACCCGGAGAUCCAUUUCCUCAGAUACUUCUUCAAAUAAAAAGCUCAAAGGAAGGCAGCACAGGGUCUUGCAGUCCAUGCUGCAGAACUUUCGACGCCCCAACUGCUGUGUUCGUCCUGCCCCUUCUUCUGUGUUAGACUGAAAGGGAACGUGUUUGGGGGCCCUCGUGUGCAGUCACGGUAUUCCCGAGUGUCUGUGUAUGUCAGAGCUUACUUAGUGUUUUUUCCAAGAGACCAGGAAGAGAAAGCAAGUAUUAACUAUAGGAAGUUGCCAUGAAGCAUUGUUGGGUCCUUUGAUUGGGGCUCCCUAAAUAAAAAUAUUUCAAUUCGAAAGAAGGGACAAAAGAAGAGGAGAAAGCUUCCCUGAAGGUUCAUGACCUUGAUUAAGAGGAAAUAAUAUUCACUGGGUUUUUUUUAUUGUGAUGUUGCUUCUGGAACUAGCAUUAUCCAUUAAACGUGUCGCUUUG